GGCGGACGGUGGGGCCGGGCGCGCCUCGGGAGCGCGCGCGCGUGUGCGCGGCUGGCUCGAAGCCCCAACCCCCUCCUCUUCCUCCCCUGAGCCUUCCUUCUGAGAGAGCGAGCGAGCGACCGGGAGGGAGGGGAGCGCUGGCAUUUACAUAACUUGACUACAAAAGAUGAAUGGAAUGCUAUCAUUAAGUCUACUAGAGGAUCUGUAUUGUGACCCCUACCAUUAAGUAAUGCUUAAAUGAAAAAUAAGAGUGCCAAGAAGCAAUCCCAAGUAAUUAUUACCUUACUCAGGCAUCAAUGACUACGUCAUUCAAUCCAAGUCGACCUUCUUCAUCUGAGUUGGUGGAACUUCAUGUUUUUUAUGUCCCUGAAGGAUCAUGGAACUAUAAGCUAAAUACCAUUUCAAUAGAAGUAGUCAGUAAAUUUAUUUCAGCUGGAUUUAUAAGGGUAUCACCUCAUCUUACUUUACAAGCCCUGAGGGAGCAGCUGGGUGAGUUCCUGGGCGAGGAGGCUGUUGCAGAAAAAUUUUUAUUUUUGAAAUGCAUAGGAAACAAUUUAGCUGUGGUAAAGACAAAGCAAGAAAAAGAACUGAAACUCAAGUCAUUUGCGCCACCAUAUGCUCUUCAACCAGAAUUAUAUUUGCUUCCCAUAGUGGACCACUUAGGAAAUAUUUAUUCUUCUUCAUCAUCAUCUACUGUGGGAGAUAUACAGCAGAAUAAUUCUAAUAUUUCUGAGGAUGAUAAAGCUGCCCAGCAACUAGAUAGUUGCAAAACUUCUUCAAACCAGAAACCUGAAAAAGAUCCAAGCCUUUUAGAAAAUAUUACUAAAGCUCCUCCCCUCAAGAAUCAGGAAGAAGGUAAAAAGAAUAAGGAAGAAGAACCUGUUGAGUCUCAUGUGUAUGAUGAUUUAAGUCUUGCAAAUACAGAAAUCGGAAACAAUUCAGCCAUUUCCAAAGUCUGUAUAAAAAUGUCUCCCAAUGAAAUUUGGGAAGAUUGUAAUACUAUUUUGCCUUGGAACAGUGUCAAGGAUCAGGCUCAAAGAAACAGUGCUCACAUUUUGCUCAAAAGAAGAGUCAGCCUAAAAGACAACAAGAUUAAAAAAUACCCAGCAAGAAAGUAUGGAUUUCUAGAAGCAUUAGACGAUAAGCGUAUUUUACAUGCCCAAAACAAAAAAAGCCAAUUCUCGUGGGAAAACGGUGACAAGAUAACUGAUGCCAAUAGAAGAAAGGAAGAUACGUCAGGUGAUGAAGAUUAUGAGAAGCCCCCAGGUCCUUCUGCUCCUCCUUCAUUACCACUCCUUGCUUUCGCUCCAGGAAUACUUGAAUCCUCUGUGUUACAAAAUGAGAAACCUGAGAUGGAACAUUUGCCAUGGAGGUAAAUAUGGUACAGUCACAAAGAAAAUACCUGUCAAGGAUUCAAGAUUAUGCAACAAAUGAAGCAAGUAAAGGAAGAAAGAUGUCAUUUGGAAGAGACAAGAGAAGAACUGAUGAAAAAAGUUAAAACUUUAUUUGAACAAAGCAAACUGAAAAGAUACCGUGCCCAGGAAGCUUGGAAGAAAAAAUAUUUUGAAACCAAGAAAAUCACAGCUUCAUUGGAGGAAGUUUUAACUAAACUUCAAGAAGAUUUAGAACUUUAUUAUAAAAAAUUGCUCAUGCAGCUAGAAGCUAGGGAAAUCAAAAUGCGGCCAAAGAAUCUGGCCAACAUGGAAGAUUCAAAGAAUAAUCUUAUAAUCCAGAUCACUGAAGUACAGCAUGCAAUCGACCAACUGAAAAGAAAACUGGACACUGACAAAAUGAAACUAAUGAUAGAAAUUAAGAUGAGAAAACAAGCAAUUUCAGACAUACGAACAUUAAAAAUGGAACUGGAACAGAAGAAAAUGAAGGCAUCUUUAAGCUCACAAUCAAAUGUAUUUACUUAGAACUGUCUUAGUUUUCCAACUCUUUAGACUUAUUUGAAGACUGUCCAUCCAUUGUUCUUGCCAGUGUUUCUUUAUAAGCCUUGUGUUUCUAUUCCUUUAUUUUUCAUACUGAGUUUAUAAAGUAACUCAUGAAAUUUCAAGCAGAAUAUACUUCAAUACUAUGAGGAUCUGUGAUUUUGUCAGAGUGGGUAUUCCUUCCACUAAGACAGAUCACACCCCCUUGACAAGUUGGGAGAUGAAUUUUGAGAGUAGCUUUGGUAAAAGAGAAAGAAAAAGAAAGGAAGAGAGAGAGAAGGA
Dromiciops gliroides (monito del monte) is the source of this 2213-nucleotide messenger RNA. It is a transcript of the gene SPATA1, whose product is annotated as spermatogenesis associated 1. NCBI's taxonomy places the organism in Eukaryota, Metazoa, Chordata, Mammalia, Microbiotheria, Microbiotheriidae. The record is from RefSeq and is a predicted model, not a curated record. The transcript has 15 exons.